AUGGGUAUUACUAAUAUUACCAAUUUAUGGCCCUUUUAUGUCUUAUUUAAUAUUUCAUCUUAUUUUACAGCGCAAUACAUAAAAUGUGCCCGAUGUAAAUACCUGUUUGAACAUGCUUAUAAGCUGUUGAGAAAUAUAUCUCAAAUCAAUAAGUUCGGAAUAAUUGGUCUCUGUGAAUAUUGUCAAUCUAAAAUUGAAAGUAAUAUACCGUGUAAACAUUGUAAUGAAGCCGUUAAGAAAUUUAUUAUUCAUAAAAAUAAAAAGGUGAAAGAAACAGACGAUUUUAUUCAGUUGGCAAAUAAAUUCAAAUAUGUUCUCGAAAUUGAUAAACGAAAAUCUCAUUCACAUUCUGACUUACUUUUGAAUAAGCAACGUACUUUGAGUCCUAGAUUGUUCCACAAACCUACAGGUCAUUUGCGUGUUUUUGAAAAAGAUUUACAAAGUCCAAUAAAUAGUAAUAAAAAAUCAAAGUCAAAGUAUGCACAUUUACUGAAAAAAAAUAAAGAAGAGAGUUAUUCUUCAAGUUACGUAGACAGUAAAUUUACAGAUGUUGAAAGCUUAGAAUAUGACGAGGAACUGAGAUUGAAAAAGUCAUAUAAUGAAAAAAAAAUUGUAAUGGGUAAUUCAAACACAACAUAUAGAAGAUAUAAUGCGUUAAAAUUAGCUUCGAAAUAUGUGCAUGUUUCCUUAGAUGAUAUUAAUGCAAAGUUUUAUGAUUUUGACAUACCUCUUCUACAAAGAAAAUAUAAUAGUAAUACCACAUUAAAUUAUCGAGAUAAUAUUGAAAAAACCGACGAAUAUUCAAUAAGUAAAAUAGUUAAACAAGACUUAUCUAAGAAAAAGGAUGUACUUAAUCCAAAUAGAGAUAAAGAAAAAAUAUUGUUUCAGCUGAAUAAAGAAAAAUUACGAGAUUUAAGUUCAGAGAAAUCACCUGUAAAUUUUGAUAAAACUUUAGCCCAGGGAUCUCUUCAGAAAAGUUUUAGUUUCUUUUUCAUUAAAAAGAGUAGUGGUCAACCUAAAUAUCCAAGAAUAACUAAGAGCUCGUCGGAAUUGAUUAAAGAAACCCAAGAUGUAAUUCAUGCGAAGGCUGAAAAGGAAAAACAACAAUUAAAAGAAACUAAAAACAUAUCCAAAGGAACUAAAAUUCAAGAUAAUCAAUUAAUAGAAACUAGAAUCAAAUCAAAAGAAAAUGAUAUAAAAGAUAAGGAAAUAAAAAAUAAAAUGCCUCCAUUAAAAAGCGAAACGCCAAUUGACGAAACAAAAGAAAAAUUGUCCCAAAAAGAAAAAAAAACAUCACUUGAUGACAAAAUAGGUAAUACAACCUAUGCUAAACCAUCACAUAAAAGAAGUAAUAAAAAUGCUAGUAAGACUUCCCUGAAUAUACACAAAAGAGAUAAACCCACUAUAACAAAAUCUAAAGAAGAAGAAAAAAAUAUUAAAACAGAUAAAAAAGAGUCAACAAAACUAAAAAAUGAACCUAAAAAAAGACAAGUUGAAAAAGAGCAAAAAGAAACGACAAAAAAAGAGGAAAAAAAGAAAAAAGAAGAGCCUAGUACAAAAGAAGAGGUCAAAAAAUUUGACAAAAAAGAUGACCUAGAAGAAUUUAAGAAAAUAUUGGCCGAACAAAAGAAACACAAAGAAGAAGAAAAAAGAGCCAGGAAGAAAGAAGAAGAAAAUCACAAAAUGAAAAAAGAUACCGACAAAGCGGUUACAACACAGGAAGUAUUGCUUAAAAAUGUAGAAACUAAAACUAAUAAAAAACAAAGUAAAGAAAUUAAGUCAGAUGUAAAGCCGGACAUACAAACAAAAGCUAAAUUAAAUGCCGAAGACGCAGAAACAAAAGACCUACAAAUGAAUCAAAUUACAGUUAGAACACCUUCUACUGACGAUCUAAUUUUACGUUUAGUAAAAUUAAAACAAUCAUAUCCUCGAAAAGAUAAAGAGCGACCAAAACGUUUAUCAGAGAUUAACAUUGACCCUAACGUUAUUGCUACACAUAAGUGUCAUCAAAAUAAACAGCCAAAUUGUAUAAUUUGUAAUGAUUCUGAAUUAGAACUUGAUAUUGAAAAUAUCGUAAACAAAAAAUUUGAAAAUACUAAAGUAGCGGAUAUUAUUGUAGGGGAAAAAAUAUUAAAACAUAAACCACAUUUAGAGCAAAAAGUAAAGAAACCUUUAAUAAGUCCCUUAUUUUUUAGUUCAACGUUACAGGACGAUGUCGUAAAUAUUCCUGAACAUGAUUUUUUUACCAAUGUAACGGAAGGAGGUUUAGAAAAGAAAACAUUUUCGAUCAAAAAUGUAAAACAAGACGUUCCUAAAGGUAUUUUACGAUAUGCUUUGUCUGACCGCACAUUCAUUGACAAAGGCUGGACUAUGUUACCUACAGAAAAAGUAGUGCGAAAAAUGAAUGUAUAUCGUAUGCGACCAGCUCAUCCUGAAUUUGAUUGGUUUGAACACAAUAAGAAUAAAAAACUAAUGUACUAUGACACAGGAGAAAAGUUAGCCGAAUUCGAUGAUGCCGGUCGCGGCAGGUGGUUUUAUAGAAAUGGAAAGUUAGCAUUGGAUUAUUAUGAUGCGAAAGAAAUAAAUGCCCAGCAAAGAUUCGUAAUCUACAGCAACGGAGAACCCGAUGAGCGAGGACGUUCUCGGCCUUUUGUUAUACUUGCAACCUUUGACUAUCUAGGUAACGGUAUAGUAUUCGACCACGCCGGUAAAAUAAGAUUAAAAUACAAUCAAACUGAAGGAGUAGUGUUAGAUCGAAGUAUCGGUCCAGUUUCUCACUGGAAAUGGCAUACACUAAAUGAUCCACCAGUAUUACAACAAGUCAUGAUAGAUACACAAAUGGCACAUAAAGAUCCUGAAAUACUAAAACUUGGAGGAAAUGCAGAUAAUAAAGUACGUACUGAUAAUGAGGAAAUGUUAGCAAUUGAAUUUGAAAACUUUAUAAAAGAGAAGAGUAAAAAGCUAUCUCAAAAGUUCAAACCGUUUCAAAUUAAAAUGAAAGCUCUGAAAAUAAAUGAAAACUUUUCAUUAAAAGUACUAGAUCAAGCUACUGUUUAUUUGAUAUUUAGAGAUGGCUCCACCAAUCUGAAAAUAAAUAUUGGAAUGAUUUUAGACCACAAAGAAAUUGUUGAUACGGAUACUGCCGAAGUAGGUGAGAUUUCAAAUAGUUUAGAAAGAUUUCCAGCUCGAACAGACAGUUUAGCUGGAUUACAAAAAAGUGUAGCAUAUGCUCAACGUAUUGAGCGAGCUCGACUAGAGAGGGAGCGACGACUUCGACCCAUAGAACCAUAUACAGACAAAGUAACCUCUAUAGUUUCUCGGCCUCUUCAAAAUCCUUUAAAUAUUGUACCUUCUAGUAAUACAGUAACAUCUGCAAAGGACAUGUGUCGAUGUAGAAAAUCCUUAUCUAGCCAAUUGUAUUAUGACACACGGCUCAGUUAA
Melitaea cinxia (Glanville fritillary) is the source of this 3441-nucleotide messenger RNA. RefSeq lists its product as uncharacterized. Bases 1 to 3441 code for a protein of 1146 amino acids. The transcript has 6 exons. NCBI's taxonomy places the organism in Eukaryota, Metazoa, Arthropoda, Insecta, Lepidoptera, Nymphalidae. The record is from RefSeq and is a predicted model, not a curated record.